GAAAAGCGGCUGGCCAUCUACAAGGAGAAUCUGAAUUCCAACGAUCGACUGCAUAAAAAGUCCUCCACAAGAGGCAUCACCUACAUGCCUACUAAGGUAAGGUGGUCGAUGGUCGAUGGUAAGGCGCGGCUAAAUCACGAUGUGGAUCGGUCACAGUCAUUUGCCGUCUAUUGUUACUCAGUGCUGCUUUUCGAACUACUGAAAACUUUUCCUAUCCUGCUGCAAAGAGAGACGAUUGCAGUGGGUAUAAGCAGGGUACAAUACCAGCCCGAGGAUCGGCGGAGGAACAAGUCCGUCAGUCACAGAACUCGAGGCAGGUUUCUGCAGGGCGCCCUCUGGGAUGCCAUUGUCAUUAUCCAGUUAGGUAAUUCGACCCAACCCCAUCUCGUGUCUAACAAGAAAGCCGGUGGGUUCGUGCUGCUGCUAGGCCGCAUCUCGCCGCAUCUCGCCGCCACCAAUCGGGCAUUGCCCGCCGCCUUGAGACUGGCGGCUCAAGUCCGAGGUUUAUCGGGUGAUCAAUCAAGCGCCUAUGCAAAAAUGUGUACGAGUAUAGAGAAAGAUGAAAAGAAGCCGGCGAGAUCUAGCCACAGAAGCUUCAGGAGAUCCCGUUUGCUUGAUUGGCAGCUCCAUUUACGCUUCAAUGCUGAAAGGCACUAAUAUGAUGGAGAUGGACUCUACGACGAUGCUCGUGAAAAGAUGAAGCCGUCUCGCCUCGGCUAAGAACUGCUUACAAAUGCGGCCCUCGACAGUCGAUCUCAGCCCAGUCCCAAUAUGUGUUAAGCUCUCGCAACACAAAUAGGAAAUGAAAUGCGACUCAGAGAACCGCUUUCUAUCGGUCUCGGAUCGGACCGUGGAGAAGAAGCUUGUCCAUCUAAUAGAGACAAGUUGACUCAGGGCUUGUCGCUGGAAAGGAAGCCACAGGGCGCCAAGUGAUAAAAGUAUUG
Molecule: messenger RNA, 944 nt
Organism: Trichoderma harzianum CBS 226.95
Lineage: Eukaryota; Fungi; Ascomycota; Sordariomycetes; Hypocreales; Hypocreaceae
Exons: 1
Coding region: 85-657 (190 amino acids)
Source: RefSeq, a predicted model, not a curated record